AUGAAAACAAACUUGGUGUUACUGUUAAACCAGAUACCUCACUGGGAGCCACUUAAAAUUGGUGUUGUCAGCGAGAAAGCAAUGUUUCAAUUAUCACCAAAAUUAUUGAAUGGUCUACGAGUAGGUAUUUUAAAAAUGCAUUACCUUAUCAAUGUAUGGUAUUCACUUGAAAAUAAUAAAUUAAAUGUCGAAAGUUUUGCAAAUUGCACUCCACACUGGCAUGCAAUACUUAAAAAACAGUUUUGGAUUGGAACUAUGAAUAAAUGGCAAAAAUUUGAUCAAUUCAGUGCUACGAACCAAAUUAAUUUGACUUUCUACAAUGUCAAUUUUUUGCUUUUUUUGCAAGUAAGUGUGUCAUCGGUUGACAUUCAAAGAUGCGAAAAUGAUGAUGGUUUACUUGGAAUAGCUUCACCAUGCGCUUUAAUCAGAGAUAAUCCUCCGACAGCUGGUCAAUUAUCUCUGUGCGCAAUGAAUCGUCGAUGGACUUCAUUUCAGGCAGUUGAAGAUUUUUUUCGCCAUGAAAUACUUCAUGCUUUGGGUUUUGGCUUGAUUAAUCCAAAGAAGAGAUUGACUUCUUCCCGAGAAUUCCAGUGGACUGAUGCAAGUGGUAGUCAACAAGUUACUGCAGUUUACAUGGAUUUUCAAGAUAAUGCUGUGAUAGCAGCUAGAAAUCAUUUCAAAUGUCAGAAUUUGCGAGGUGUUGAAGCAGAUGAUGAAGACAGAAUUCAUCUCAAUGAAUAUAUUUACGGUAAUGAACUGAUGACACCGAUUUUAUCAAAUGGAAAGAAUUAUUUUACAAAAAUUUCCGCUUCUAUUCUUGAAGCGACAAGAAACGGAAAAAAACAGUGGUACAAAACAAAUGAAAGUUUAGUGUUAGCGGAAACAAAAGCAUAUUGGUACGGUCGGAAGUGGGGAUGUGUUUUCGCUGAAAGCAGUUGUUAUGAUUACAUCAACAGUCAAAUAAAUAAUGGGUAG
Thelazia callipaeda (thelaziosis nematode) is the source of this 975-nucleotide messenger RNA. Lineage: Eukaryota; Metazoa; Nematoda; Chromadorea; Rhabditida; Thelaziidae. The record is from the annotation of a GenBank genome assembly.